UCUCCCCCUGACCCCGCCCUUCCCCAAGAGGAAAGCACAGGAGAGGAGGGGAUGGCUACUGAUCUCCUCACAGCUGGGCCCCAGGGAUCCAUGUCCUUCAGCAGUGUGACUGGAGCUUUUACCCAAGAGGGCUGGAGACACCCAGUCCCUGGUCUGAGGGACAGGUACAAGGAGGGGAUACCAGAAAAGUCCAGAAACCUGGUCCUAUUGGGACUUCCAGUCUCCCAGCCUGGCUCAAACUCCAAGUUAGAACAGAGAGAAAAACCAUGGAUGCUGGAGGGAGAAGGCCUAAGAAGUGCCUGCCCAGACUGGAAGACUAUAUCCAAGGAAUCACCACCAGAGCAAGACAUCUCUGAAGAAUCAUUCCAAGACCCAAGUGUAGAAAUUCCCCCUGGGGAGUCAGACCACAGGAACAGCGAAUUUGGGAAAAGCAUCAAUCUGAGGCCAGUCCUUUCUCCACAACAGAGAGUUCCUACAGAAUUGAGACCCCGUAAAUGUGAAAUACAUCCAAAGAGCUUCAAGAACUCAGAUAUAAUUAAGCUUCACAGAGCAAAACCGUACACAUGUAAUGAAUGUGGCAAAGCCUUCAGUUACUGUUCAUCUCUUUCUCAACAUCAGAAGAGUCACACUGGGGAAAAGCCCUAUGAGUGCAAUGAAUGUGGGAAGGCUUUCAGCCAGAGCUCAUCUCUUAUUCAGCAUCAGAGGAUUCACACUGGAGAGAAACCUUAUAAAUGCAGUGAAUGCGGGAGAGCUUUCAGCCAGAAUGCAAACCUCACAAAACACCAGCGAACGCAUACUGGAGAAAAGCCCUACAAAUGCAAUGAGUGUGAGAAAGCCUUCAGUGACUGUUCUGCACUUGUUCAGCAUCAGAGAAUUCACACUGGAGAGAAACCCUACGAAUGCAGUGACUGUGGGAAGGCCUUCCGCCAUAGUGCAAAUCUUACAAACCACCAGAGGACUCAUACUGGGGAAAAGCCUUACAAAUGCAAUGAGUGCGGGAAGGCCUUCAGUUACUGUGCAGCAUUCAUUCAGCACCAGAGAAUUCAUACGGGAGAGAAACCCUACAAGUGUAAUGCAUGUGGCAAGGCCUUCAGCCAGAGUGCAAACCUCACAAACCAUCACAGGACUCAUACUGGAGAAAAACCUUACAAAUGUAGUGAGUGUGGGAAGGCCUUCAGCCAAAGUACAAAUCUUAUAAUUCACCAAAAAACCCAUACUGGAGAAAAGCCUUAUAAAUGUAAUGAAUGUGGGAAAUUCUUCAGUGAGAGCUCAGCCCUUAUUCGGCAUCAUAUAAUUCACACUGGAGAGAGACCUUAUGAAUGCAAUGAGUGUGGGAAAGCAUUUAAUCAGAGUUCAUCCCUUAGUCAGCAUCAAAGAAUUCACACUGGUGUGAAACCCUAUGAAUGUAGUGAGUGUGGGAAAGCCUUCAGGUGUAGUUCAGCUUUCAUUAGACAUCAAAGGCUCCAUAUUGGAGAGUGA
Molecule: messenger RNA, 1479 nt
Organism: Orycteropus afer afer
Lineage: Eukaryota; Metazoa; Chordata; Mammalia; Tubulidentata; Orycteropodidae
Gene: ZNF79
Product: zinc finger protein 79
Exons: 4
Coding region: 52-1479 (475 amino acids)
Biological process (GO): regulation of transcription by RNA polymerase II
Molecular function (GO): RNA polymerase II cis-regulatory region sequence-specific DNA binding; DNA-binding transcription factor activity, RNA polymerase II-specific
Source: RefSeq, a predicted model, not a curated record